Hordeum vulgare subsp. vulgare (domesticated barley) is the source of this 642-nucleotide messenger RNA. RefSeq lists its product as uncharacterized. Lineage: Eukaryota; Viridiplantae; Streptophyta; Magnoliopsida; Poales; Poaceae. The transcript has 2 exons. The record is from RefSeq and is a predicted model, not a curated record. The annotation marks the transcript as partial.
AUGCUUGGGGCGGCAGGCAACUCCACGCCACCAGUAGGAGCACCACGCGUCGGAGCCGCGUCCUCCUCAGUUGUGUUCGUGCCGCAGCGGCAGCACGACCUGAGCCCAGUUGCAGGUGUCCCGUUCCUCUCUCUUCUCCUCCCUCUCUGUCUUUCCUUCUCCUUAUUUCUCUCCCUCUUCUCUCUGCUUGACCAGGAGACCGAUCCAUGGAGAGGCCAGUGCAGCCCCGUCCUUGGAGCUUCACCUUCGUGGUCGGAAGUUGCAGCCUCGCCUCCAACCAGGGACACCAUCCAUGCCAUUCCCAACCAGCAAGUUCCCAGCGCCACCCUCCUUCCCGGUCUUCCUCGCCCGCCUCUGAAUCCGAUGGCCGCUGAACUCUGAACCCCAAUGUGAGCAACCCCCGUUUCUGAACUAUCGUGUCGGAAUGUGAGGACCCGUUCGACUAUGUCUGUUCAUCUGCUCCACGAAGUCAUUCUUCUUCCAAGCGGGAUCUCAGGCAAGAUGACCAUUUCCCCAGAUACCAUUACUAUCAUUGCCAUGAUAAUUUUAUCGUUUCUAUCGUUUAUGUCUCGUUGCCUACCACAUGUUAAAUAUCAGCCUCUCAACAAUGCCAUGAUUACCUUCAACCUGUUUGACCUAGCA